This is a messenger RNA of Truncatella angustata, 2114 nucleotides long. Its product is annotated as beta-lactamase/transpeptidase-like protein. NCBI's taxonomy places the organism in Eukaryota, Fungi, Ascomycota, Sordariomycetes, Amphisphaeriales, Sporocadaceae. The transcript has 4 exons. The coding region runs from base 224 to 1882 and encodes 552 amino acids. The record is from RefSeq and is a predicted model, not a curated record.
GUAUGAUAGGCGGUCUACUGUUUGCAGGACCUUCCGUAAGUAGAAGAGCGCUAUGCAGCAAUGUGGCGCGGAAACACAUUCACGUUGGACUCCGUUAAUAGUUGGUACCAUUCCAUUUGCAUUCGGCAGAUCAACAUUAUUAUCCAGUAAAUUUACACCUUGCACCAAAGUGUUUCUAGAUUACGACGCCAGUUCUUGAACCUCGCAUUGCUAAUUCUGCAACAUGCGACGGCUGUUGUUGUGGUACGUAUUGUGCUUCGCUGACGUGAGCAUAGCAGCCUUUCACCAGAAAGAUGAAGCAGCACAAGACACCCAGAUUCCCAUGGGCGAGGUCGCCAAAGAUCCUCUCAGCGGCGACUUCAGCAAGACUAUCAAAAGUCUGUUGGACAAAUGGAAUGUCCCAGGUCUUGCAGUAGGCGUUAUCGAUGGAAAUGACACGUGGGUAAAGGGCUAUGGUGUUGCUCAAGUCUCACCGAGAGUCCCAGUCACGCCGCAGACACUGUUUUACGGCGGCAGUACCACCAAAGCCUUCACCGGCGCGGCGGUCGCUCGUCUAAUCAAUUCGGGACAGUAUAGAAAUCCUAGCUUUCCAGAGCAUGUCGUGGAUUGGAAGACACCAAUCUCUGAGAUCCUGCCUGAAGAUUUCGUGCUCCAAGACGAGUGGUCCACAGCUCACAUCACUCUCGAAGAUGCCCUCACCCAUCGUACUGGAAUGGCUGCCCAUGACUGGGCUUAUGGUGGUGAGCGUCCCGCAGUGAAAGAAAUCGUGCGCAGCAUGCGUCAUUUGCCAAUCAACCAGCCGCCGAGGACCAAGUGGCAGUAUUGCAAUUUGAUGUACAUUACUGCCUCUCACGCCGUCGAGACGCUAACGUCUCUCGGGCUUGGUCACGUUCUGAAAGAGUGGAUUUGGCAGCCCUUAGGCAUGGAUUCUACUUUCUGGCACAUUGAUGACGCGCGCGCAGCCGGAGAGCAGGUGGCUGUAGGCUACUACUGGGAGCCCAAAGAAAAAGCCUUCAAGGAGAUACCAUACGUGGAAUCGAAGGCCAUCAGUGGCGCCGGUGCCAUCCUUUCAAACGUCGUUGAUUAUUCCAAGUGGGUGAGAGCUCUAGUACACGAGGACGGCUUUUUGUCCAAGGAUACACACGAUGCCAUCAAGAUGCCACGGAUGUUCAAUUCGGGCUCUGGAGGUAAUUACGAUGCACCCACAGCAUACGCGUUAGGAUGGGUAACAUCUACUUAUAAGGGCCACCGGAUUUGGUUCCACGGAGGUGCUACUGACGCUUUCGGCUCCAAUGUGAUCUUCUUCCCGGACCUGAAGUUUGGUGUUGUGACGCUGGCAAAUUCAGCUUUUUUUGGCAAUGCUAUCGGCGAGAUCGUCUCGUUUGAGCUUGCAGAUGACAGGCUCGGUUUGUCUCAAGAAGAAAGAGCAGACUGGGGGAAAAGUUGGCGACAAACACUCGACCAAGGAAACAGUCUCAGCGACAAAGCCGAGGAUAUUCUAUAUCCCGGUCGUCCCAAGCAAGCGGUCAAGCCCACACUACCUCUCGAGAGCUACACUGGAACAUAUUUCAGCCCCGGUUGGCGAAACAUGACCAUCACACUCAUCGACGAGAAUACCAUGAGAAACAGGAGGCCCAAAGCCCAACUAAGGGUCCACAGGCCUGACUCUUCCUGGAGCUUCGCCGGGGAGCUUGAACAUGUCACUGGAGAGUACUGGAUCUUGUAUAGCAGCUUUGCCACUCUACCUGUUCAGCCACUCGAGAUCUCGCCUUUGGAUUUCAGGAUCGGCGCUGAUGGUAAAAUAGCUGGACUCGAGCUCGAAUUCGGCAAUGCACCGAAGGGUGCGGGUGAAGGAGUGGUUUCAUUCGAAAAGAUAGCCUGAGAGUGGAAGCUCGUAUCUUAAUCAUGUCCACCAAUUAGCCGUCAUAUUAUUUUUAUUGAUUGAUUACUCGUGAGGAGGACAAUUGCGUAGCCAGAUGUUUCCCAUCUUGGCUUACAACGAAUAUGGUUAGGCCUUUCGCUAAAAUCAGGAGGUUUGAGCCCAGCAUCCACAGUAUCGAUGUGGAAAAUCCAUUUAGACCGUACAGUAAGCUAUCUUGGAGCUACCCGAAGUG